This is a messenger RNA of Acipenser ruthenus (sterlet), 2799 nucleotides long. Its product is annotated as protein-L-histidine N-pros-methyltransferase-like. The coding region runs from base 645 to 1532 and encodes 295 amino acids. The record is from RefSeq and is a predicted model, not a curated record. Lineage: Eukaryota; Metazoa; Chordata; Actinopteri; Acipenseriformes; Acipenseridae. Gene Ontology annotation, molecular function: protein-L-histidine N-pros-methyltransferase activity. The transcript is spliced from 6 exons.
ACGUAAACAUUGAAAAUCAUUUAGUAAUGCUAAAUGUUUAAAUAAUAUAGGCACCUUUCAAAGAUGAAGUGUAUGUUUCUUAUCCUGCGUACUUUGCAUAGUAUAAUAUUUCUAAAGUCUGUUACGUGCAUUGUGUUUUUUCAUGUUGCAAGAACAAAUUUAUCAACCGCAAAUUGUUGCGGUGGGUGCAUGGACGGAGUGUUUCGAGAAAACCCGGCUGAAAUGUUCUUAAACUGUCAACAGCAGAAGGGACGAGCAUAACUUGCAGUUACAGGAAUUUAUUGACUUUUUGGCGGGGGGACUUCUGGCUUAGGAGGGUGAAUAUACCACGAAAAAAAAAAAAAGAUCACACAAUGCCUUUACUGUACAACAAUAGUCGAGGCGUUUCUGUUUCAGGGGACGUUAUUUAGGCUAACACAGGAAGUAAACGUGGACUGUUUACUAGUGGAGAGGAGAUGCUAUGCACCUUCAGUGGUUUGUACAAAUAAUUAUUCUGAAAAGUUCGUUUUUGGAUUAAGGAAGGUACCAAUGGCAUGUCGCCCUUAAAGCAACAGUACACCGUCCUCAGGUGACUGACCGCUCACAGAUGAAUCUUUUACUUUUUGGACGCUGGGUUUUCUGUUAUUUCUCUAUUAGUUUGACGGAUGUGGAGUGGAAAAUACCUGAGGAACCCGCUCACCCAGUCCCUGUUGAUUAAAAUGGUCUGCGAAUCAGGAACACAGCAAGAAGCCCAUGAGUGGUAUGGGUGUCGCACAGAGAUCCUGGGUGAGUCUGUACGGCCGGCCUUCAUCCAGAGUUACUUAGACACGGAGACACAGGCCUUCCUGAACAGAAGCGCAGAGAAGUCCGGCUGCCUUGUCACUCAGCUCUAUCACUCUUUUGUUUCAACCCUCUUCAGCCCCUUUAUGUCCAGAACCUCAAUAAAUGGGUACCUGGGAAGAGGUUCUAUGUUUGUGUUCUCCCCAGAGCAGUUCCGCCAGCUGAUGAAUAUCUCCCAAGACUGGAAGAGUAAGCGGCUGCUGGACCUGGGAGCCGGAGAUGGGGAGGUUACCAAGGUCAUGAGCCCACACUUUGAAGAGAUCUACACCACUGAGGUGUCAGCCACCAUGAAAUGGCAGCUUGAAAAGAAACAGUACAGGCUGCUUGGUAUAGAUGAGUGGCAGGACACAGGCUUUCAGUACGAUGUGAUCAGCUGUCUCAACCUGCUGGACCGCUGCGAUCAGCCAGUGAAACUGCUGAAAGACAUCCGCAGAUCCCUGGAGCCCUCCAAAGGCAGGCUGGUCCUGGCUGCAGUGCUGCCCUUCCACCCCUACGUGGAAAUCGGUGGGAAGUGGGAGCAGCCCUCGGAAUUCCUGGUGGUUCAGGGGAAGACAUGGGAGGAGCAGGUGACCAGCAUGGCCAAUGGCGUGUUUAAGGAGGCGGGAUUUGCCGUGGAGGCCUUCACCAGAUUGCCGUACCUGUGUGAGGGGGACAUGUACAGUGAUUACUACCACCUGGACGACGCUGUCUUUGUGCUGCGGCCCGAGGAGUAAAACCGAACCCUUCUUUUAAUUCCAGCCCACCAGGCCUCCGAAAGACAGCACAAGUAUACCUAGAGAUUCUGUCUAAAGCUUUAGAGUGACUCGAUUGAUCCUCCUGCUUCAGUUACAGAUUGGAGUUUAUUCACAGUGACCCCCUACUUAAAUGUCUAUCAAUCUGCCCUUUUCCUUCCAAGCAAAGUUAAUGUGUUUGGUUUUCCUACCCUUUGUCCAUGGUGGGUCAUAGUUUAAAACUUAAUAAGGCAAUACACGAUAAACAUCUUCAUGUUAAGUCCUACUUGCAGUAGUCAGACAAGCAACUUCUACCUCCUAUGACCAUUUUUAAAGUGUGCCAUUGCUAGAAAGGGAGGUGGCAAGCCAAAGAAAGGUUUACCGGUAGUUUUGACUCAAGUUUAAGAAACCUUUUCCCCACUUCUCAUUGACGGUCUGAUUUGUGGUACCUUACAAUACUGUAAAAAAAGAGCUAAUGGUAACAGUCAGUCCAGAGAGUCUUGUUGAAGUCCUGUGCUCCUUUUUUUAAAUGUAUUUUGGAAUUGAAUGUAAUGCUUGGGAUAGGUGCUGAAUAGAUGACACUAAAUUUGCAUGUGAUGCUUGCAGACAUUAAACUAAACAAAUUGCUCCUCUUUUGCAUUAAGGUAAGUUUCAGUGGAGUACAAUAUAGAGUGUAAUUUGUGGAGAUUAAAAAAAUAUAUAUAUAUCAGUGUGUUUGCAAAAUCUAUAUGUAUUAUUUAUGUUACUGUGACGUUCCAACACUAAGAAACCUCCAGAAAUAAUACAAUCAUCGUACUUUAAAAUAUAGAAUGUAUUAAACUUUAAACUUAAGUUUAGAUAAUCAAGGUAAAAUUGGGUAUUUUUUUUGAAUACAUAUAAAUCAUUAAAUUGUACUUGACACCUGUAUUAUAUUUAACCAUGAUUUAAAAUAAACAAGAACGUGAAUGUUAGUACAGUGAUAACCACUUACUGUAAUCAAAUGUAAUUCUCAUUUCUGUUGAACCGAUACAAUUAAAGUAAUCGCUUUAUUUGAUUAAAUCCAUGUGUACAAUCAGUCUUCCAUUAUGAGGGUUUCACUGUAAUAGGGAUUUGUAUUGUCGUUUUACUCUGUGCCAGCCGCGUAUUGUACAGUAUGUUACUACUGGACCUGGUGCUACCCAGAUAUAUAUUGCAUUAUUAUUUGCAGAAGUUUAAGCUCAAUUUUUAUGUAUUUUAAUCUUUUAAACUUUCUGGAUCUACAAUGAGUGUCAAUAAAUGUUUUCUGAUCAUG